ACCACCCGCCCGACGCUCCGCCGCUCCUUUCUUCCCGACCUUUCGCCCCCGACACUGUCCAUGCGCGCUUGUCCGAGCCUGCCCAGCGCUUGAGCGCCAUUGACCCUCCGCUGCGACCAGUCGAAAACCCCUUCAAGGUCUUAACUUUCUUUGUCCCGCCGACGACCAUGAACAAUCUACCGAAGAACCCGACCGUCGAGCAGGUCGAAGAGGAGAUCAUCUUUCUCCGAAUGCUCAUCGAGACCCUGGACACGUCCUCCGCUUUCUACCACCAGGACAAGCUCGCAAAGGAACAGGAGCUUCAACAGCUCCAGUCGCUGGCCGACUCGACACGCGUGCGGCAACAUGAUCCGAGCAGAGCAGCGCCGUCGCAUCCUUCACCGCUCGCAAACGGAUUGAACCGCAACCUUCCCUUUCCGCAUACUCCAGCUCCGCCUUCUUCGCGCAAACGCAUCCGCCCCGUCGACGAUACUCUCUCGUCCGACCAUGCCGCCAAAUCCCUGCGAUCCACUCCGGUUCCUAGCCCAGCUGCAACCACUCCGGGUACUCCGAAUUCGUCCGACUCGUUGGAGACAUUUGAAGGAGGUCUCGACACGAGGAGCGCUCAUGCGCCGAACAGGAUGUCAAGAUUGCCACCGAACAGGAACUUUCCCAACUACAUGGAGCAAAAGAGGCGCCAAGAGGCAAACGCUGCAGUUGCGAACGAAGAUGCCGAACUCGCUGGCGCAUGGCAGAUGGCAGACCACGCCCGGCGGCCACAACCUCAACCUCAGCCCACGUUCACUAUGGGUACCACGCGCCCAACCCAACCGACUCCUCUUCCUUAUUCCAGUACCUCUGCUCGGCCACAUGCAGUCAAGGCCGAACACUCUCGCACACCGCUCCGCUUGUCUCCAUACACGCCCUUCGCAAACCGCCCUCAGCCGCCGUCCCAAUUUGGUGGCUCCAAUGAUGUCGUCGAAGUAAUUGAUCUUAGUGGCGAUACCGAUGAUGACGACGUUGUGGAGAUGAGGUCCCAACCGAGACCACUUCCCGUGAGACCUCACCAACAUGCUUUCGGCACACCUUCAACCCUUGGGCAGGACCGUAGUUUUGGAAGAGCACUUCCGUUGCCAGAAUCUCUCAAUGACAGCUACGCCUCGAAUUCUGCUUCUGGCAUCCCAUCGCAACAAUCUUGGAUGUCAUCCGCAGGCAGUGCGGUGAUGAAUGCAGGAAGAUCAAUCUACAAUACACUGCAGAACGGUAUUCCGGCCAUCGGUGGGUAUAGUGACGAUCUUGACGCGAUCGACCAACUGUUUCACGGUACAACGUCCUCCCGGUCAGGAGAAUCUUCUACGGGUUUCAAUAUCGACAGCCCAAAUCCCUUUGGAGUGUACGGUCAUCAUAUAGAUCCAUACAGCUCUGCAUCGUCGAGUUCCCGCCCCAUGCCUGUUCCAGGGGCAUAUCCUUCAUUCACUGGGCGCACUGCUUACCCGUCUUUCGACGAUUACGAUCGUUACGGUAUUUACAACCGUCACGGCUACCCGCACUUUGAUCAACAUGACGUCCAAGAGGAUCUUAAGAAGAUGCUAGCGAAUAUCCGCCCUGAUGAUGAAAUCCCACCCAAUCUUCGUGAAGGAACUCCUGAAGCCAUGGUACAUCCACUCAUGGAACACCAGAAGCUGGGGCUUGCUUGGCUCAAGAAAAUGGAGGAAGGGUCAACCAAAGGCGGUAUCCUUGCUGAUGACAUGGGCUUGGGCAAAACCAUCCAAGCACUCGCUCUCAUUGUGUCCAGGCCUUCCGAGGACCCGCGGAGAAAGACUACCUUGAUUCUUGCCCCCGUUGCUCUAAUGAGACAAUGGGAACGAGAAAUCAAAACCAAGAUCAGAUCCGGGCGCCACGCGCUAUCUGUACACGUUCAUCACGGUGCUGGCAAGAGACUGAAGUACAAAGAGCUCAGCCAGUUCGACGUUGUUUUGACAUCCUACGGCACCUUGGCGGCGGAGCUUUCCAGAAAGGAAAACUGGAGGAAGUCUCUCGUUCGCGACGAGAAUGGCAUAAUGCGAGGCAAGAAGCCUGACGACAUUGUUUUGCUCGACCAGGAUUCAUUGUGGUAUCGCUGCAUCCUCGACGAAGCACAAUGUAUCAAAAACAGGGAGACCAAAACGUCAAGGGCUGCCACAGAGCUCCAGUCGACUUACAGGUGGUGUAUGACUGGCACGCCAAUGAUGAACAAGGUUGAAGAGUUGUUCUCGCUCAUUCGCUUCCUUCGAAUCCCACCAUACCACGAGUGGGAUAGGUUCCGAGCGGACAUCAAGGCUCCGCUAGAAGGCAAAAGCCAUAAAAUGACUAGCGAGGCCGGCAUGAAAAAGCUUCAGGCCGUGCUCAAAGCAAUUCUCCUGCGUCGCAACAAGGAUUCCAAGAUUGAUGGCAAGCCCAUCUUUACUUUGCCGCCUAAGACUAUUUCUGCCGACCACGUUAUGUUCGAUGAGGAACAAGCAGCCUUUUAUAGUGCACUAGAGACGAGGACACAACUCACUUUCAACAAAUACUUGAAAGCUGGUACUGUCGGCAAGCAGUACUCGCACAUCCUCGUGCUGCUGCUUCGCUUACGUCAGGCUUGCUGUCAUCCUCAUCUCAUCAGGGAUUUUGCAGAACGAAUCUCGACCGACCUGACAGAUGAUGAUAUGGAGGCUUUGGCGCUAGAGCUCAGUGGUGAUGUGGUGGCGCGCAUCAAAGCUGAGGAAGGUGCAUUUAGCUGCCCAAUUUGUCUUGACGCCGUGGAAAAUCCAGCCAUCUUCCUGCCUUGCGGCCACAACACUUGUGCUGAAUGCUUCUCUACUCUUUCGGACCCCAACAGGAACCUUGCUAAUGGCAAUGAGAAUGCGACGGACUUGAAAUGCCCGAAUUGCCGUGGUAAGAUUGAUACGAAGAAAAUCAUCGAUUACAGAGCGUUCCAGAAG
This is a messenger RNA of Aplosporella prunicola CBS 121167, 2942 nucleotides long. RefSeq lists its product as uncharacterized. The annotation marks the transcript as partial. The record is from RefSeq and is a predicted model, not a curated record. Gene Ontology annotation, cellular component: cytoplasm. The transcript has 2 exons. Gene Ontology annotation, molecular function: ATP-dependent chromatin remodeler activity; ATP binding. NCBI's taxonomy places the organism in Eukaryota, Fungi, Ascomycota, Dothideomycetes, Botryosphaeriales, Aplosporellaceae.